This is a messenger RNA of Planococcus citri (citrus mealybug), 1386 nucleotides long. It is a transcript of the gene Ube2g1, whose product is annotated as ubiquitin-conjugating enzyme E2 G1. Gene Ontology annotation, molecular function: ubiquitin conjugating enzyme activity. The record is from RefSeq and is a predicted model, not a curated record. The coding region runs from base 20 to 643 and encodes 207 amino acids. Gene Ontology annotation, biological process: protein polyubiquitination; ubiquitin-dependent protein catabolic process. The transcript has 5 exons. NCBI's taxonomy places the organism in Eukaryota, Metazoa, Arthropoda, Insecta, Hemiptera, Pseudococcidae.
AUUUAGUGCAUGCGUAUUUAUGUUUUUUGUCUCUUCAGUCAGCUUGCAAAAUUCAAUUCACCAUCAAUUUGUCAACGUUAAAAGUUUCUGUAUUAUAUGUAUAAAUUUAUUUAGUGUUCCUGUUAUUGUAUUAUUAAUGUCAGAAUCACAAUCUUCUCUUUUAUUGCGAAAACAAUUAGCAGAAUUAAACAAAAAUCCUGUAGAAGGAUUUUCUGCGGGAUUAAUCGACGACAAUGACAUAUACAGAUGGGAAGUACUUAUAAUAGGCCCUCCAGAUACGCUUUAUGAAGGAGGUUUUUUCAAAGCGCACUUAUAUUUCCCUAAAGAAUAUCCGUUAAGACCUCCGAAAAUGAAAUUCGUCACCGAAAUUUGGCAUCCUAAUAUUGACAAAAAUGGCGAUGUUUGUAUUUCAAUUUUGCACGAACCGGGUGACGAUAAAUACGGUUAUGAAAAGGCCAGUGAAAGGUGGCUUCCCGUACAUACCGUCGAAACUAUACUAAUAUCUGUGAUCUCUAUGCUCGCUGACCCCAACGAUGAAAGUCCUGCCAAUGUAGACGCCGCUAAGGAAUGGAGAGAAAAUUAUCAAGAAUUUAAACGUAAGGUUGCUCGCUGCGUUCGGAAAAGUCAAGAAGAUUGUUUGUAGUUAAUUGUUGUAAAUACGAGUCCAUCGAUGGUUUAUUCAUAGUUAACAAGAAAUUCUCCAACAGUCAGAAAUGUGCUCACAACAAAGACAACAAUCGUAUCGCCGAUUUUAUUAAAUUGAACGGAACACCUUACUUUUUCUCAAGAACCGAACUCAAAACGAUAAAUUAAUUUCAUAAGUUAAAAUUUUUUCAUUUUCAAGUCGCUAUUCUUUUUACACACCGUUGGUCAAAAUUCAAGUGUUACAUGGCGUAUUCGGUUUGUACGAGUUCCCUCACACACUCUCUCUCUCUCUCUUUUAUUAUUUUUUUAAAAACUGUUUUGCGAAUUGGUUAUACAAAAAAAACGUGCGCCGAGUAACAAAUUAAUAUUAGAAAAUUACGGCGAUUAUUCUAUUUGUAUGUAAUUUACUGAUUGAAUUUUGUUUGUCGCAUUUUUUUUUUUUUUUUUUUUUUAUAUGUCUUAUCGAUUUAAUAAAGUUUUCACUUUUUAUCGUAAUAUUAAUAUAUAUGUAUUUUUUUUUGUAAUGGAACGUUAUCGAUUAUCAUUCGUGUUUAAGUGUUCCUCCUCCUCCCCCCGAAUCUGUCUUGUCUCACCGUUCUUUUUUUUUUACGCAUGUGCUAUAAAUAUUUUUUCAAAUGUUCAUAGCUUUUAACUGUAAUGCGAUCGAAUGAAAAGAUUUUACGUUAAUAUUAAGAAACGAUGAUUAUUCUUGUAUGUAUUAUUAAAUUUUUAUCUGCGGAA